AUGGAUCCACAAGUUCCUCAUACAAACAAUUACUUAUACAUUUAUUCAAGAACAGAUACUGAAAAUUCAGAAGUUUACAUACGGUCACCUCAAGCAGAUGUGAAGGAAAAUUCUAGUGUCACCUUCAAAUACUUAAUGAGAGGACCUAUGAAAGAAUUUGCACUCUUUACUUAUGACUCUUAUUCAUCGAAGGAAUUGUUGUGGUCUUCAAAUUUCAAUGAUAUUCCUGAAUUCAUUACUGCUUGUGUGGAUUUUCCAAAUUCAACAACAUUCGGGCUGAAUUUUCAGGGUACAGUAAAUGCUAAUUCAUAUUGGGACGGAUAUAUAUACUUGGAUGAAAUUGAAGUCCAUAAUGAAACAUGUAAAUUGGGUCUUACAUACCAUUUUUGCAAAUUCAAAGAAGUACAUCUGUGCAAUUUCCAAGUUAAAUGUCCAGAGAAUACCAGAUAUAACUGGAGCCAAGGAUCUUCUUCAGAUUACCGAGAGAUUCCAUAUCUUCAUCGCUACUCAAAUGACAGACACUAUUACAUGUAUGUUGAUUCUAUAAAUGGCAAACCUGAAGACGUGACACAUCUUUCUUUUCCAAAUGUUGAACCCCCAGCAGGCCAUAGUUUAUUCUUUGAUUAUUAUCUCCAGCAAGGAGCUGGCAAACUUCAGAUUGAGAUUGAAACUGCAAAAGGAAAGGAACUUGUGUUUGAAGAAGUUAGUGUUGCUCCAUCAUUUGCAUGGCUAUCUGGAUGUGUUCAGGUAACAAAUGAAGAUACAGAUAUUGAAUUUAUUGUAACACAUGGGUAUGGAAUGGGUCAAUAUAUUGGUCUCACGAAUGUUGGUUUCUUGGAAGAAGAAUGUCAAGACAGAAAUAUUUCCUGUGGUUUCACAGAAGGCACAUGCCAGUAUAGCAACUUAACUUACUACCCAGCAUGGGAAAGAAUAAAUUCAAGAAAUGAUACUAACCUAACAGAUGGCUUUUAUAUGCAAACUACACUCUCCUACUAUCAUGAAAGCACGUUGGCAUCUCCAACUGAAAAUAUCACCAACAGCUGUGUACAAAUUAGAUAUAAGAUAAUCAACAAAAAUUGCAAGCUGGCCAUCUAUAAUGCCUUUAACAACAACACUAUUUUAAGUAUGGUGAGUGAUGAUACAACUCCAUGGGGAAUAGCUCAAGUGUAUAUUCAGCAAGAGAUUACAAAACUCGUUUUCCAGGCACAAAGUGUAAGCUAUGGAGUGUGUGGAGUUUUACUUGAUUAUGUCUACAUCAGAGAAAAUAAUUGUCCACAAUUAGAGUGUCCAGCUGGAACAAGAAAGUGUAAAAAUAAUUAUUGUUAUAGUGAAUCUAAAGUAUGUGACAGAACCAAUGAUUGUAGUGAUGGUAGUGAUGAAAUGAAUUGCCCUGAUUCAAUUCCAUGUGAUUUCACAACAAAAUACUACUGUGGUUAUAAAAUUGCAUAUGGAUGGGUACCGGUAUUAGAUAAUGGUACUAGUUUCUUUAAAGUUCCUGGUAGUAUGCAGAUUAUAGGAACAAAGGGGAAAAUGCUGUCACCCAUCGAAACAUUGGCAGAUUCAUGUGUGAAUUUCAAGUUUACUACAGCUUUUGCACUAACUGGGAAUUUCUCAGUUAUUUUAAAUCAGUUGAACUCUAAUGGAGAUGUUUCACAUCAUCUUGCUUGGAAUGAAUAUUUCUUUAGUCUAAGAGAUGGAACAUAUGAAGGACAAUUCCAGCUUCCAGCAGGGACAAGUUUUCUUACAUUCAUUGCAGAUAUCAAGACCGGGGGACUGGCAAUUAAUAGUGUCAACAUUUAUAAUGGAACCUGUCCUGAAUUAAAUUGUCCAAAGUAUAGCCAUAACUGUUUAGACAAUUCAAAAUGUAUCAAUGAAAAAAAUCUGUGUAACAAUUACGAAAAUUGCAUUACUGGCAGUGAUGAAGCAAAUUGUUCAAUAUACUUUUCAUGUGAUUUUGAAGAUACUAAUAUGUGUGGUUGUAAAAGUCACCCAGAAAAUGCAUGGUGGAUAUCUACUGGAAUGUCUGGCGAUAUACCAUCAAUUGAUAAUUCAGAAGGAACAUAUGAAGGCCAAUAUAUAAUGUCAAAUUAUAGUAAAGAAAGCAAGUUUACAGUACCUCAAAUAGAAAUUGAAGAGACUUUCUGCUUUAACUUUCAUUACAUGUUUUAUGGAAAUGGUACUGUAUCGGUUUAUGACAAUGAUACUUACCUAAUGAGCCUUUCUAAAUUUGAUUAUGAUAUGUGGAGAGGUGUCAAUAUCACAUUGGCUGGAGGAAUUCACAACAUUCACUUUGCAUACUCAAAGGAGGGAAACAGCACAUCUGGAGCAAUGGUACUUGACAGUGUUUCAAUAAUCCCAGGAAGAUGUUUACACAAACGUUGUGAAGAAAACUGGUAUCCUUGUAAUAACAAUGCCACAUGCUAUUCUUUUUCUGAAAAAUGUGAUGGUAUAGAUCAUUGUCCCAAUGGAGAAGAUGAAUAUAAUUGCUCAGGUAAAAAACGGGAGUUUAAAUUAACUCAUGGCCGAACUUUGAUGUCUGGAAGAGUGAACAAGCUUUAUGGGUCAGACUACAUACCAGUUUGUAGGAACUCUCUCUCAGAUGACAUGGUGAAUGACAUCUGUUCGGAAUUAGGAGCCAAUGGCACUACAACUCAAACAAGCAUAAAAACGUACAUGACUGGAAAUUAUUAUUAUUAUUAUUAUUAUUAUUACGUUUAUGGUCGUCGAUGGAAUGUAUACAAUUGUGCUGGACGAUGCAAUUGCCAUACCACUUAUGUGACUUGUUCCAAUACAAGUUGUGAAAAUGGUGAGGUUAGAUGUCCUCCCAGUCGCAAUGAAACCAAUUCUACAAAUGUAUGCAUUCGUAAAGAAAGUAUGUGUAAUGGAGAAAUUGACUGUGAAGGUGGCACUGAUGAAAAGAAUUGCGCUUCAUGUGCAAUUGGACAUUGGCAAUGCAAAAAUCUGAAAUGCAUCAAACAAGAACUUCGCUGUGAUGGUAAAAAAGACUGUGAUGAUGACUCUGAUGAAUUCUAUUGCUUUACAUACAUAAACAACACAAUUCUAGUGUCCCACAAUGGUUCAUAUGAAAAUAUUUGUGAAGACAACUUGAACAGUGAAAAAAUUGCAAAUCAUUUGUGUUCCUCUGUUGGAAGAAGUAAUGGAACAUUUGGUAAUUCAAUUGAGGGAUUUGGUGUAAAAUUCACACAAAACCCUUCAGACAGCAAUAUGGGACUGAUUCCAGGAUUCAAAGCAAAUUCCUUUGAGAAGUGCAAAUACAUGGUAUUGGAAUGCAGUAAAGAAGUUUGUGGUACUCGAAAACGAGAUUUGAUUGAACCCAACAUUCGGAAUGGACAUGAUGCUUUACAUGGUGAAUGGCCAUGGGUUGUGGAGUUACUCAGAGGAACCAGAUUUGUUUGCACUGCCUCAUUGAUCAGCAGAUAUUAUGUGCUUACUGCAGCUCACUGUGUAAAGAGCUACUCCUCUAACUCAUAUUAUGUUAGAGUUGGAUCCAUAAACAAGGGUGAAGGAAAACGGUAUACGGUGACCCAAGUAUUGAUACAUCCUGACUAUAGUUAUUACGGACAUGGUUAUGACAUAGCACUUCUUUAUGUGAAAAGUGGAAUUACAUUGACAGAUGAUGUGCAACCAAUUUGUCUUCCAGAAAACCCUGCCACCUUAGAAAGAGACUACUAUAUUACUGGUUGGGGUCAAAAUGAAAAUGGUGAAAGGGUAACAACUUUACAAGAAGUCAAAACUGAAUUGUUAGACUUUUAUAAAUGCAAACAGCAUUAUAAGUUUAUCACAGAGGCUGUUGUGUGUAGCAAUAACAAAGAAUUCUAUCAACCAACCUGUUAUGGUGACAGUGGAGGUCCAUUACAAGCACUCAAUGCCCAUGGUUUUUGGGUAGUAUAUGGUGUUACCAGUUUUGGUAUGUCAGGCUGUAAACAAAUUAUAUCAAGGCCAGGAGGAUUUUCUUCUGUUGAUUAUGUAAAAACAUGGAUUAAGAAAUAUGCACAUGUAUAAAUUCCAUUCAAAAUAUCUCUUACUAUGUUCAAAAUUAUUCUGUACUUAAAUUAAAUUGAUUUCAUUAACUGCUUAAUCCUGCAAUAAUUGUCAAAGCUCACCUGGUGACUUAAAUUUGUAUCUCAUUAAAUGCUUGCUUCCUUUUAAUUCUAUAAGUUUUCUUUAUUCAUAUCUAUUCUGAGUUUAAAUAUACAAAUGUAUUCUUUUAAUACCUUUAAUUUAAAAGACUGAUUUGCACAAAAAUACUUUCAAACAAAUGUAUUCCAUUAGCUGAAAUAAUCAUAAUGAACAUUAACUUUAAAAUAAAUGACUGUAAUUUUUAAUUUAGAAACCAUGCUGUCAUGAGAACACACAUGUAUGCACACAUGUCUACACCCCUCUCCACUCACAUGUACACGUACACAUAUGCCUGCAUGCAUGCACACAUGCACACACACACACACAAACUUCUUUCUAGAAGCUGCAAUCACCUAUAAAUUGUUAAAGUAUGUAAUUUUAGCUAAAACAGUGUCCAUAAGCAAAAUCAGUUAAAUAUUUGGCACUGUAAUUAGUAGCCAUGUUUGUUUGUUUGUUUGUUUUGCUUUUGCUCUGCUUUAUGUUUUUGCUUUGCUCUUUGUUUUUUAAGAGGUUGUUUUUAUUUCUUGUCAACUUUGGUUUUAACUUUUAUUUUACAUAAACAUUUUUAGAAUUAAUCAAUUCACUUGUUAUAUGAUACUUUACGUAAUUUCUAACAUUUAUAUUCAUUAAAAUUUUUGCAAAUUAUUUUCAAUGAUAAAUUAUUCAAAAUCUUAAAAUUAACAUUUGUAAUGAUUCAAGAUCUUUAAUAAAACUUAAUCAGCAUGAUA
Octopus sinensis (East Asian common octopus) is the source of this 4868-nucleotide messenger RNA. RefSeq lists its product as uncharacterized. The record is from RefSeq and is a predicted model, not a curated record. Bases 1 to 4023 code for a protein of 1340 amino acids. NCBI's taxonomy places the organism in Eukaryota, Metazoa, Mollusca, Cephalopoda, Octopoda, Octopodidae. Gene Ontology annotation, cellular component: membrane. Gene Ontology annotation, molecular function: protein binding; serine-type endopeptidase activity. Gene Ontology annotation, biological process: proteolysis. The transcript is spliced from 27 exons.